AUGUCGGGCGGUGAGGUAAUUCGAAAGCGCGCAGCGGCACCAUCACCCGCUGCUGCCGGCGGCCCCCCGGCUGAGCGUGUGCCGUGCCGUUCGCAGGCGCCGUGCUGCGGGAAGCUGUACGCCUGCCGGCUGUGCCACGAUGGCGCCGAGGGGCACCGGCUGGACCGUUUCCGCGUUGCCGAGGUGCAGUGCACCCGCUGCCGCCUCCUGCAGAAGGCGCAGCAGCGCUGUGAGGGCUGCCACAGCCUCUUCGGCGAGUAUUACUGCGGUAUCUGCCACCUCUUCGACCGCGACAAGAAGCAGUACCACUGCGCCGAGUGUGGCAUUUGCAGGAUUGGUCCAAAGGAAGACUUUUUCCACUGUUCAAAAUGCAAUUUAUGCCUAAGCUUGAGUCUUCGAGGAAAGCACAAGUGUAUUGAAAAUGUCUCCAGGCAGGACUGUCCAAUAUGUUUGGAGGAUAUUCACACAUCUCGUGUUGGAGCUCAUGUUCUGCCAUGUGGUCACCUUCUUCACAGAACAUGUUACGAGGACAUGCUAAAGGAAGGUUACAGGUGUCCUUUGUGCAUGCACUCAGCUUUAGAUAUGACAAGGUACUGGCGUCAGCUGGAUGAUGAGGUAGCGCAGACUCCUAUGCCCACAGAGUAUCAGAACAUGAUGGUGGAGAUCCUCUGCAAUGACUGCAAUGCCCGGUCUACAGUGCAGUUCCAUCUCCUAGGCAUGAAGUGCAAAAACUGUGAAUCGUACAAUACCGCCCAAGAUGGAAGAUGCCGGCUGACUUUGGAGGAGCAGUGACCAAGAUACCUGCUGCCUUCAGCUGGGCAAGAAAAACUGUUGUGGAGGAGACUAUCUAUUUAAGAAAACCCCCCACUUAUCAGUAAAAUCUUUUUUCUGAAGUUAUCAUGGCACCAAUGAAAUGGUUACAGGAUUUAAUUAAUGAUGGUGCAAAGGAGUUUUGCUAAUUGUGCUCCUCUCCCUAGUAGCUGGGGCACAGCACAGUCAGGCCCUUCAGGAAAUUCCUCAUCGAGAAGUGUGAUGCCCAUCAAAGGUUAGUUUUUGGAGAGAACUACCCUUUAGAAGAGUCAUUUACUCUCUGAGAAGAGACAGCCUAGAAGAAUAACUAAUGAGAUGCAAAAUGAGAAAUGCUCAGCAGCUGACGCAGCAGAAGAUGUUUUGGGGCAGCUGAAGGUUGUGAGCAUAGCAGGAGGUGGAGGUACAGCUAUGCUGGUUGCAGCUGUUGAGGAAAAUUGGUAGCUUUGAGAGCAGCCUUUUUACAUAAAGCUGACAUCUGCAAAGUUUUUAUGUUAGUAUGUUUUGUUCCUUUUAAAUGACGUGUUUGUUCUAGGGCCUCGGAGCCAUCGGCGCAAGUGGCUGGAGAAGGGUGAGCUUGCAGAAAUUGCGUCCUUUGGCUUGAUCUGUUGACGUGUGUGCGCACGGAAUCCAUUUUGAAACAAGGCUGGCCGGCCUGCCUGCCUGUGUAUGGUGAACGGCCUAAAAAUCAAGCGACAAGGCCGCCGUUCUCCCCCAGACACCCUUCUGCCCUGCUGUCUUCACUCCAGUUCCUUUGCCAGCUGCAGUUGCAUUUACACCCGUUUCUUCCUCCUUUUGCGUUAUUCACUUACAAAGGCCGAGGUGUCAUAGGGUUUUAGCUGUGUAUGUAGCUUGAUGUUUUGAUGAUUAAGUACACAAAGUGAAGCACAUACUUGUCUUGUCAUGAUUGACAUUGGGCCAAAUAGUUCAGGCUGGGCCUGAGAUGUUUGCUGAAGUAACAGCAGCUCAUAGAGGCACUCAUGUAGUGCAGGGACCAAUUUUCUGUGGUUUGGGGUUUUUUUUAAUGGUGUCUGAUUCCAUUGGAGGGAGAGAACAGAGGAUGGAGGAGUAUUUUUAAAAACAACAGACCUUCACACCCUUCUUCAUGUGAUAUUGUGCCCAGUGUUUUGCAGUCUAAAUAUUAAAGUUCUUAGUUCCUGAGAAUUUGAGAACAUGCCAAUAGUUUCUAAUAAUGAAAUUAAA
This is a messenger RNA of Athene cunicularia (burrowing owl), 2010 nucleotides long. RefSeq names its product ring finger and CHY zinc finger domain containing 1 (gene RCHY1). Gene Ontology annotation, molecular function: zinc ion binding; ubiquitin protein ligase activity. Gene Ontology annotation, cellular component: nucleus. Bases 1 to 792 code for a protein of 263 amino acids. Gene Ontology annotation, biological process: ubiquitin-dependent protein catabolic process; protein ubiquitination. Lineage: Eukaryota; Metazoa; Chordata; Aves; Strigiformes; Strigidae. The transcript is spliced from 9 exons. The record is from RefSeq and is a predicted model, not a curated record.